Diatraea saccharalis (sugarcane borer) is the source of this 1359-nucleotide messenger RNA. Lineage: Eukaryota; Metazoa; Arthropoda; Insecta; Lepidoptera; Crambidae. The record is from the annotation of a GenBank genome assembly.
AUGCAUGACCGUUUCGCGAGUCACUCGAGACCGCAUUCAAGCAGCGCUCGCUCGCUUUUUCGGUACGAACGAUUAAUACGUGAAUUCAAACUGGCCGAGGCCCGAGACGAGAGGUACGAUGCCCCAUUACGAGCUAAAAGCGUAUGUCUCGCUGAAAGACCACGCUCAAAAUAUACUAGGACUGUAUGUAGCGCUGAUCACAGCCGCUCCCGUUAUAGUCAACAGAAACUCUUCCAUCGUAGACCUCUGUCAAAAACAAACGUGACGCGAUACGUCAAACCCGACAUCGUCGUUGUUAAACAUCAAAAUAGGAAUGCUCCGGUAAAAGUCCCGUGCACUCUAUCCGUUCAAACUCUUUCCAUCCCUAUGAAAUACGCGGAUAAUACAAUAAGACAUUCAACCUUCAAACCUCAAAACUCUAAGUCAAUCGAUAUUAACAAGACUAAGUACUCUAAUCCUCCUAAACAGGUCAGCGACAACAAGAGGCUGUGCGAGACAGUCCGCUGUGGAAAAGAGACGGAGAACAAACUAUUGGUGCAGAUCAGCGAAGCCGAACAAGUGUCGGACUUUGAAAGGAUUCUUAAUUGUAAUGCAAUACAGUGCGAACGCGCGAACGGGCACGUGUGGCGGCGUUGUCUCGCUAGUCAACCUUCUGCGGCCGUUUUACCGCGUCCUCGGUCUUCUUAUUCGCUUUAUACAGUAAGCCAGACCUAUCAUUAUCUCUUUCAGCAACACGAGGAAUCUCUACAACCGCUUAUCGAGCGUUACAGACAAGACAACAUAGAACAAAAGUCCAAUAUUCCGCAAAGCUUACUCGGCAAUCAAUGGUACGAUAAUCUUCAAGAUUUGUCAGAAUUUUAUGAAGAUGAUCCAGCAUUGCGACGUGAAAUUGAGAAUAUAACCGAUCGUAUUAUAUCCGAAGAAGUUAAAGCGACAGAAGAGCCACGUCAUUCGGCCAAAAGUAAAAAUUUUAACGUAAACUUAACCGGAUUGAUCGAACUUCACGUUUCCGGUGAGGGCUGUUCUUCUAUUUCGGGCCUUGAAGACUUCGGGCUCUCGCCCGACGUAGAAAAGCAAGUCGCAGACGAAGGAAACGCCGAGAAGGAAUGGAUUUCACCGAUUAUGAAUGCAAACUACGAUGAUCAAAGUGGCCACGAUAAAGACCAAAAAGUGGAAUCUUUAGCACAAAACCUAAACUCCGUGCAAAUAGAUAGUGAUGCAAAAGUACCGACGAUAACAUUCAGCAAUUGUUGUGACGGUUUUAACAAGAGUGAUUCGCCGAACAAUUCGGACGUCGUCAUACAUUUGACCGUGCCCUCUAUUGAUAGUAUUGAUGAAGCCCGACCGCCUAUGAUGUGA